AUGACAGGAACGGUGAUAUUAGCAGCUACAAGUAGCUUAUACAAGAUUGAUCAUUGGGACAAAUACAAAACAAGGGAAAUUCAAGAAUUGCAUAGAAGACAGGGUUACUUCAAAUCACUCUCCAGAAUGCAUAUAGAAGGCCAUGCAAGCAAUAUAACCACUACCCGUAUGGUCACGGAUACCUCUAAUCCCACACCUGGCCCUGCCCCUGAGGAAGCAUACACAGAUGGCGCUGGUCUAGGGGUUGCAAUCGCUGUGAUGGUGAUCAUAGCAGUAAUAGUUGUAUUCUGCGUCAUGUUGACUAAAUACAAACGGAGGAGACGACGUGAGGCAGGUCAUCCUAGUAUUCCAACUGUCAGUGGCACAAUGGGGUCAAAUGUAGAAGGCUACAGGAACUAUGGUGAACACAUAGAGUCAGGAGAUAUAGACAUGGGACAUGGCAACUACAGAAGACAAAUGCUUUACAGUGACAGAAGCAGUGACUCUACACUGUACUACAGGGAUCUACCCCCCAUGGCCAUAGAUUCACCGCCACCCAACUAUUUUGAUGUCAUAAAGGAUGAAAAUGAAGCCCAAUCUCAGUCUAAUAACCCUUCGAGAAACUCUAGCAUUCCAAGUACACCUCCUCCGUCCUACAAUAUCAUAUCAGAGGCUGAUGCUUUAGAAGCAGAUGUGUCUGCUGAUGUUAGUCCAAACAUUCCUCAGGGUGAAAUGUCAGCUGAUGUCAGUUCAAACAUGCCUCAGGGUGAAAUGUCAGCUGAUGUCAGUUCAAACAUGCCUCAGGGUGAAAUGUCAGCUGACGUCAGUUCAAAUAUGCCUCAGGGUGAGGUGUCAGCUGAUGUCAGUUCAAAUAUGCCUCAGGGUGAGGUGUCAGCUGAUGUCACUUCAAAUAUUCCACAAGUUGAGAUGUCAGCUGAUGUCACUUCAAAUAUACCACAAGCAGAUUCAACCACACAGCAUAAUGAUUCAACUCAGCUGAAUGAUUCAAUUCAACAAAAUGUUUCAAUUGAACAAAAUGAUCAAAGUCAGGAUGAUUCUAUUGUUGAACGAAACAAUGCAAUAAAUGUAGACCUUCAUAGGGAUGAUGUAACAAUUGAGCUACAAAACCAAAGUGAGGCUACUUAUAGUCCGUCUGCUAAUAUUCAAAGUGAGGCUGGUAUCCAAAAUUAA
Molecule: messenger RNA, 1170 nt
Organism: Owenia fusiformis
Lineage: Eukaryota; Metazoa; Annelida; Polychaeta; Sabellida; Oweniidae
Source: the annotation of a GenBank genome assembly